UGAAUUGAAUACUAACAUUGAAAAACUGGUAGUAGCUUGUCAUAUUUGAAAUAAUAUUCAAAAUAUUAGCUUUCCUGAUUUUUUAAAAUUUUAUGUGAUGCGCAAUGACAAUCAAAGUUCGCAGAGGGAAAAUAACUCAGAGGAGGCCAACAACGAGAAUGAAAACAAUACAAACAAUUAUGGCUUUGAGAAAGUCGCAGUAUUCCUCUCUUGGGCUCUAGUGGUUGUGCUUUUACCAAUAUCUCUGAUCUUUAUUAUGGCCGUGGCCUAUGAGUUCGAGCGUAUUGUGAUCUUCCGCCUGGGACGUGUCCGAAAGCGUUCCUAUGGCCCAGGAAUAGUGUACAAUCUUCCGUGCAUCGACGAGAUGGUUGCCGUGGAUUUGCGCACAGACGUGGUCAAUGUCGAUCCCCAGGAUCUGAUGACCAAGGACUCGGUUUCCAUUAGCGUGAAUGCAGUUGUAUAUUACUGCGUUGUGGAUCCCAUCGAUUCCAUAAUCAAGGUCGAAAACUACCGCCAGUCCACGGAGAUGAUUGCCCAGGUAACCUUGCGCAAUGUGGUGGGUUCUAAGCCACUCCACAUAUUAUUGACCUCCAGGCAGUUGCUCUCUCUCGAGAUCCAACGGGCGGUGGCCGAGAUCACCGGAAAGUGGGGAAUCCUUGUUGAGAGAGUGGACGUAAUGAAUAUAAAACUGCCAACUAGUCUGGAACGAUCAUUGGCGAGCGAGGCGGAGGCCAGCCGGGAGGCUCGUGCCAAAAUUAUCCUAGCCGAAGGCGAAGCCAAGGCCUCUCAAGCUCUCAGAGAUGCCUCUGAAGUUAUGUCUCAAAACCAAAUAACCCUUCAGCUGAGACAUAUGCAACUCCUUCCAUUAAUGGCCAGGGAGCGACGGAUGAAUGUACUUUUCCCCAUUCCCCUAGAACUGAUGGCUCCAUAUAUGGAUAAGGAGCCAGACAAGAACAAGGGCCAAAAACCUGAAAAAAAGAAGAGGAAAAUUGUUGAUUUUUAUACACCGAAAGUCAUUUUUAGUGGAGCGCCACCAGAGUUCUUCCAUAAUGAAGAACCUCCAAGCCUCAUUCAGCGCCUGAUCCUUCUUUUGAAACAUCCACAAAGAACGCACUCAUCACGUGAUAACAAAUCGGAAGAUGAAGUUUAUCCUCUUACGUCUACCUCCGCAGUUCCUAAGGAGAAUCUACCUCCUAUUCCUCCCCCUCCUCCUCGUCCAGUUCUCCCCCCAAUUCCACCCCAUCCAAAUAUGCCUCCUCUACCGCCACACCCUAAUCUCCCGCCGAUUCCCAAUCGCCCAAAUCCUCCUCAUAGAUCUCAAUCUAUGCCGCCGAAAUCGGCAGCUAGAAAACUUUAAAAAAGAUGAUAAAUACUAUUUAUAAUGGAUUAUUAUGUGUAUAUGUAGCCCUGUAUUUAAUGUCACUCCUGUGAAACUUUCAAACAAAAUACCAUCAAGCAUUUCAAAUACUGUCUUUUCAUUUACACUUGAGUUUUUUGCAACAUGGAUCAGAAAAGUGCACCUGAACCGGUGAGGGCUCACAAAGUCAUCCCAGACUGGACGAAGACUCCAGAAAUGCUUGAUAGCGGUCUUCUGAUCAGGAAAAUGGCAGAGGAAAUUACCAAGCGAGUUGUGGACAAAAUGGUAACGUCCCAGGAAUGCAUGCAACUGAAGCGCGAUCUGGAAGCCGAAAAUGUGAAUGAGUUCGAGAUUAGUCCGGCUAUCCUUUGCCUCAUACUGACUUUCGUUGUGUUUGUGAUCGCCUUUUGGGUUUGGCUAAUUUCAAGAAGUUGCGUAUUCGACCAAGUGGACAAUUGUAGUGACAAGCGCCUUCACGGUGGGCAAAUGUCAGGUACUGGAUCGGGGUCAGGAAGCGAUUCAGGUUCAGGAUCAAAAACAGCAAAAGGACCAGGACCAGGAACUUGUUCGCCAUCGAGGUCAGGGUCUGGAUCAAGGUAUGGUUCGGGAUGCGGUGCCAAAAGAUGCGAGGGUUACUUUUUGGGCGGACCUGGUCGUUACAGAGCUUGUUCCGCUGGCAGAAUGCAAAAUAGUAGCUCCGAUAUGAUGACAGGAAUGGCGGUUCCUUCACGCCCUUGGAGAAGCUGUCCCAUUAACUUGUGCCGGCAGGAACCUAUCCCAAGUUCCAUGCAACCUUAUAAAAAAACAUACAAUGCAGAAUAUUCUCCAACCACGGAAAUGGGAUCAUCACCCAUAGCCACGUCGCCUACAAAAACAGAAUCAUUAACCAGAGAAGCCAGUCGAAGCAGUGAGACGUUUUUCAAACCUGAGGAAAAGGAAAUGGGAGUCUCAUCCUGUCGGGCGGUUGCCGGAUCGCCUUCAAGCGGCUACCAAGUGUCUUCUUUCUCAUGUUCCGAAAAGGGUUUCCCUUUGCCCACAAAGAAAUAUCGUGUGCAAUGGUCAAAAUUUAUAAAAAUAGGUCAAAAGGAUAAGUUAAAUGGUUAAAUACUCAACUACAAACUUUAGUGAAGUUUGUUUCAAAUUAUAUUUUAGUUUUCAUUAAAACGGCAUAGUUUAUCAUUUUA
This is a messenger RNA of Drosophila ananassae, 2541 nucleotides long. RefSeq names its product band 7 protein AGAP004871. The transcript has 5 exons. The coding region runs from base 98 to 1357 and encodes 419 amino acids. The record is from RefSeq and is a predicted model, not a curated record. NCBI's taxonomy places the organism in Eukaryota, Metazoa, Arthropoda, Insecta, Diptera, Drosophilidae. Gene Ontology annotation, cellular component: plasma membrane.